Messenger RNA from Lizanozyma spartinae, 2850 nucleotides. RefSeq names its product DNA ligase (ATP) (gene LIG4). Gene Ontology annotation, biological process: DNA biosynthetic process; DNA recombination; double-strand break repair via nonhomologous end joining. The record is from RefSeq and is a predicted model, not a curated record. Gene Ontology annotation, cellular component: DNA ligase IV complex. The coding region runs from base 1 to 2850 and encodes 949 amino acids. Lineage: Eukaryota; Fungi; Ascomycota; Pichiomycetes; Serinales; Debaryomycetaceae. The transcript has a single exon. Gene Ontology annotation, molecular function: ATP binding; DNA binding; DNA ligase (ATP) activity.
AUGUUUGAUCUUGCAGAGCUUGGUGAACCAAAGAAUGCCCAGGACCCGACCUUCACGUUCCUUGUAACACUGCUCUUCUCCAAAUUCGAUGGGACUCGUAAGGAUAACUUGGGCAGGUUCCCAAGUGUUAUGAGCAAGAAGAUAUGGAUCAUAGAACAAUUCAUUGAUGAUUUCAAGCUUCAUAUAGGCGAAGAUAUGUUUCCUUCUAGUAGAUUGAUAUUUCCUUCAAAAAGUCGACGGAAGUUCUUUAUCAGAGACGUAACAUUGGCAAGAAUUAUUAUCAAGGUCUUUAAUAUCCCAAAGAAUUCUCCAGAUUAUCUUGAACUAUAUCACUGGAAACAUAACUACCAUGAAAAGAAGCAAUAUCGAAGAGACCAACGUCAGGUCCGAAACUUGCCUUCUAUCAUUGCCAGAAUCAUUUCAAAUAGACGUUUAACUGUUGUUAAUGAUGAUAAUACUAGUGAUGGUGUUAAACCAUUACUAUACCCCAAACAGAGAGAAUCAGAAUACACCGUAACCCAAAUAAACCAAUUAUUGGACAACUUAGAAACUUGUUCAGGUCAAACAGAACAAAUUGAAAUCCUAAAACCUUAUUUAUAUGAAAUGUCAAUAGAGGAAAUCAGAUGGUUACUCACGAUUAUAUUGAGACAACCAAUAUUGCACCAUUUCAUCACUGCCUUCUUCAAUAAAUGGCACCCUCAAGCCAUGCUGUUGUUUCGAAUAUGCAAUGACCUUAAGAUAACGUUCCACACCUUGUAUAACUCUAGUGUGACUUUAUCUACUGAAGAUUUACUCCUCCAUCCCAUGUACCCCUUCCUUCCUCAAUUGUCUCACAAGUUGACGGUCAACUAUAAUGCUCUAUGUAUCAAGAUGCAUAAGAACUAUGAUAUGCCGCCCAAGCUACAGAAUAUCUUUGACCAACAAGGUGUAAAGGAGAAAUUUUACAUAGAAGAGAAAAUGGACGGAGAUCGCAUGCUCUUACACUAUAAGAAUGGUCAAUUCAAGUUUUACCUGAGAAGAUUAAAAGACUAUACUUUAUUAUAUGGUGAGAACUACGAGAUUGGAUCACUAACUAAGAAUUUGGUAGGAUUUGUUAAGCCGAAUGUUGAUUCAAUUGUCUUGGACGGUGAAAUGGUAGCAUGGGACUAUAAAAGAGAAAUCAUAUUGCCAUUUGGUACGUUAAAAUCGGCUGCAAUACAAGAAGCAGUGAAACAAUUCACCACUACUGAUCAAUAUGAUCAACAAUCUUCAUACCCAUUCUUCCUUGCAUUUGAUAUUCUCCAUAUCAAUGGCCAUGAUUUAUGUAGUAGUCCAUUGUUCUAUCGGAGGUACCUUUUAAACAAUCUAAUUGUACCCAAACCCCAUAGACUAGAAAUCUUGCCGGCUCAUUUAGGGGGGACUCCUGAUGAUAUACGACAAGCUAUUAGAGAAGUUAUCUCCAAACAGGGAGAGGGGGUUAUGAUAAAACACGUUCAACUGAAGUACCAUAUUGAAACUAGAAGUGACAAUUGGAUUAAAGUGAAACCAGAAUACUUGGAACAGUUUGGUGAAAACUUGGACCUUGUGGUCAUAGGUAAAGAACCUCAAAUUAAACCAACUUAUGCUUGUGGCUUAUUGGAUACUGAAACAGGGAUCUUCAAAUCCUUCUGUUCUGUUGCAAAUGGGUUCACAGAUAAGGAAUUCAGUCUAAUAGAUCAACUAACCCAUGGGAAAUGGCAUAAAUUUAACAAGGACCCUCCACCUAAUGAUGUAUUGGAGUUUGGUACUAGAAAACCCAAUUUCUGGAUUAAUCCUAAAGAAUCAAUUGUUUUAGAAAUUAAAGCCAGAUCUAUAAAUCUGUCUCCUACGUCUCUGUAUGCUGUGGGGACUACUUUACACAAUCUUUGGUGUCGAAGUAUUCGUGAAGAUAAAUCAAUUGAUGAUUGUAUCACUUUACAAGACUAUUUGGAGGUUAAAGAACACUAUUCUAAGGAGUUUUCCAAGGCUCAAACAGUCAACAGGAAAAGAAGAGGUUUAGGUGAACAGCUUUCUUUUGAAGAGAGCAGAGAAAGACGACGGAAAAUUAAUGUUGAAUCCAAAUUGUUCUCUAAGUUCUGCUUUAUUGUUCUUAGUGAUAAGUUUGAUGAGAUUACAGGAGAAAGAACAAGUGUUGGUUCGUUGUGUGACUUAAUCAAAAGAUUUGGAGGUCUGUUGGUUCAACUGCCUCCAACCCCGACGAAAUUGUUGGAAAGACAUCAACAAUUGAUUGUAAUAACAGAAAGACUAACUCCUAAUGGGUCUAUUUACGUCAACAGUGGGAUUGAUUUAAUCCUACCUAAAUGGAUCUUUGAAUGCAUAUAUCGGGAUUCCAUUAUUCCAUUAGAAGAUGAAUUUAUAUUUCAAAGUUGCAAUAACCAUGAUUUUUCAGAUAAAACGGAUCUAUGGGGAGAUUCUUGGAUAGUUCCAUCGAAUAUCGAGAUGCUUGAAGUACCUAAAAUGGAACUAGCUGUUGAAGAAAGGGAGACCAAAGAGUUUAUAAAUGAUUUGGCAAUACAGGAAUCGGAUCAACCAAUGGCCUUCCUCUUUCAAGGCAUCAAGUUUCUCAUUCUUGCUAAUGAUGAAUAUGGAUUUCUUGAGGAUAGAGUCAAGCGAUUUGGAGGAAAUAUCGUAGACAAUUGGCCUUCAGCAUCGUAUAUUAUUUCAGAUGUACGACCUCUGGAGGUACUUGGUGAAGUCGCACAUAACUUGCAAUGGACCGAGAAUGAUCUAACAUUUAUUCCCAAUACAGUGACCCCUGCAUUUGUUGAUGAAUGUAUCAAGUACAAUUACUUGGCCGAUGCAACAGACUUUAAACCAGUGGAGGCGAGAUGA